This is a messenger RNA of Centruroides sculpturatus (bark scorpion), 1195 nucleotides long. It is a transcript of the gene Sgf29, whose product is annotated as SAGA-associated factor 29-like. Bases 124 to 993 code for a protein of 289 amino acids. The record is from RefSeq and is a predicted model, not a curated record. The transcript is spliced from 4 exons. Gene Ontology annotation, cellular component: SAGA complex. NCBI's taxonomy places the organism in Eukaryota, Metazoa, Arthropoda, Arachnida, Scorpiones, Buthidae.
AUUCUGGCAACAGUAGUAUUAUUAUCAUGGUAUUAUGCAUUUUAUGGGGGAUAUUAUAUUUCAGUUCGCCAUUUUAAUCGUAUAUAUAAAGACAGCUAAAUUUAUUUGGAAUAAUUUUUAAAAAUGCAGAAGGAUGGAGAUAAUACCGUAAUUCAGGAGAAGUUAAAGGAGCUGUAUCAUGUUAUACAUCAGUGUCAGGACGAAAGAAAUCGCAGCGAGCACAACUUAACCAACAUUGCAAAAACUCAUGAACGGAUGCAGCAUGAGCAGAAAUUGUCUCCUUACUACAAAACAAAGUUGAGGGGCUUGUACAAGACAGCCAUGCAAGAUGCUGACAGUGAAGCAGAACUGCUAAGAAAGGCCCUUGACACUAUUGCUGAAGUUAGAGCUAUUCGGAAUGAAAGAAGAAUUGCAACAAAAAAUUCUGCAGUUGAAAGACCUAAGGAGACAAUUCGCAGGGGUGCUUUGAUGAAAAUGCUGCAGCAAAAUGCACUUACACUUCCUCUUUGGAUUGGCAAGGGAAAUGAAAAACCACCACCACUCUGUGGUGCCAUUCCAGCGGAAAGUAAUUAUAUUGCGAAGGUUGGAGAUAUGGUCGCUGCGCUUGUGAAAGCGCCUGACGGUGACGAAAACUGGAUUCUAGCUGAAGUCAUUCAGUACAAUCACAACACCAACAAGUACGAGGUGGACGACAUCGACGAAGAACAGAAAGAGAGACACUUCUUGAGUCGACGUAGAGUCGUACCGCUUCCCUUGAUGAGGGCCAAUCCAGAAACAGAUCCGGAAGCUUUGUUCUCCAAAGGGACUCUAGUUAUGGCUUUGUAUCCGCAGACAACUUGUUUCUAUCGUGCUGUGAUUCACGAACCUCCAAAGGGUGCACAAGAAGAGUACCAAGUGCUUUUCGAGGAUUCUUCUUAUGCAGACGGCUACUCUCCCCCAUUGAGCGUUGCUCAGAGAUACGUUAUCGUGUGCAAAGAAAGUAGAAAAAAGUGAGUGUCUGCUCCAAUUAUUCGAACAUGUUCUAUUUCAUUUUUGUUCCAGAAUGUGUAUUUCAAAAAAGGCAAAAUUUUGUCUGUUAAAAAAAAACUUUAAUUUAUUUAAAGUCAUCAACAGUGGAUGUAUGUGUUUUUGUCAUUAUAUUCAUUAAGUUGUACAAACUUCAUUUAAUGCCAUAAUAAAAUACCCUUGGCAGUCA